This is a messenger RNA of Diospyros lotus (date-plum), 1704 nucleotides long. Its product is annotated as CMP-sialic acid transporter 1. Gene Ontology annotation, cellular component: Golgi membrane. The transcript has 8 exons. The coding region runs from base 208 to 1215 and encodes 335 amino acids. The record is from RefSeq and is a predicted model, not a curated record. Gene Ontology annotation, biological process: pyrimidine nucleotide-sugar transmembrane transport. NCBI's taxonomy places the organism in Eukaryota, Viridiplantae, Streptophyta, Magnoliopsida, Ericales, Ebenaceae. Gene Ontology annotation, molecular function: pyrimidine nucleotide-sugar transmembrane transporter activity.
UCAUCGAAUCUCUUGCUCACAUUUUCUGAUCUGCCCCACGCCAAUCGACACUCUGUAAUUAUCAGUCUCUUGCAGAUGCGCUUUGAAGAUCAGAUCAUUGCCGAUCUGCAAUCGCAUUUGCGCCAUUGUUCCGUGCUUUAAGACCUAACACAGAAGAAGAAGAAGAAGAAGAAGAAGAAGAAGAAGAAGAAGAAGAAGAAGGGGAAGAUGCAGUGGUACUUCGUUGCCGCGCUGCUCACCAUACUCACCAGUUCUCAGGGAAUUUUAACAACUCUCUCUCAAAACAAUGGGGGUUACAAGUAUGAUUAUGCAACUGUCCCAUUUCUUGCUGAAGUUUUUAAGCUUGCAGUUUCUUCCUUGCUUCUCUGGAGGGAGUCCCGACAAUCAUCUCUUACAAGGAUGACUACAGAAUGGAAGACUGUGCGUCUAUUCCUAAUUCCUUCGAUCAUAUAUCUAAUCCAUAACAAUGUUCAGUUUGCUACCCUGACCUACGUGGACACAUCCACAUAUCAGAUAAUGGGUAACCUAAAGAUUGUCACAACUGGCAUAUUGUUCAGGCUAUUUCUCAGAAGGAAGCUGUCUAAUUUGCAGUGGAUGGCAAUUAUUCUAUUGGCAGUUGGAACAACAACAAGCCAGGUAAAAGGUUGUGGGGAGUCUUCAUGCCAAUCUCUUUUUUCAGCACCCAUUCAGGGGUAUAUGUUGGGUAUCCUAUCUGCUUGUCUGUCAGCACUGGCUGGUGUUUAUACUGAGUUCCUGAUGAAGAAGAAUAAUGAUAGCUUGUACUGGCAAAAUGUACAAUUGUAUACGUGUGGUGCGAUCUUUAACAUGGCACGGCUUGUCAUUGAUGAUUUUAGAGGUAGUUUCGAGAAUGGACCAUGGUGGCAGCGCCUUUUAAAUGGCUACAAUAUUACAACGUGGAUGGUGGUUUUGAAUCUGGGAUCAACUGGCUUGUUGGUUUCAUGGUUAAUGAAAUAUGCAGACAAUAUUGUUAAGGUUUAUUCCACAUCAAUGGCAAUGCUGCUGACUAUGGUUUUGUCAAUAUAUCUCUUCAAUUUCAAGCCCACGCUGCAGCUUUUCUUAGGUAUUAUUAUCUGUAUGAUGUCACUGCACAUGUACUUUGCUCCUCCAAGCAUGCUUGUAGACUUACCUUCUACGGAGAAAGCAGCUCCUGAUAGCCUAAAUGAAGUUUAUGUUGAACGAAGGACGGAUUCCUGAUGCAAUACUUCUUGCAGUUGAAAAGAAAUGCCUUUGCCAUCUUCUUGCCCCUUAUUGGAAGUUCCACGCAGAUUGUCUAAAUGCUUAGAAAAUUACCCAGGUUGGUAGCAGUGAGAAAUAUUGAUAUUGAAAUCAGCGCAACAUUUUCAGCAUUUGAUUGUGAUGUGGAGCCAGUAAUUGAUAUCUAUGGAUGCAAGUUGUUCUACCUACCUGAUUUUUUACCUAGGGUACCAGAGAAUCCAGCAAUUAGAUCUUCUUGGAAUAAUCCAACAGAGGAUCUAUCUGCAAAUUUUUUCCGGAUUCAGAAACUUGGCAUGACGAUUCUGUCCUGGUAGACUUUUUCUUUUUCUUAAUUGAUUACUUAGGGAAACUGUAGUGGACUAGAAACUAUUUGAACCACCAUUACUGGAAUAGACUACAAUAUGUAAUUCAGUAUUUUGUGAAUGAAUUUGUGCUUUGGGGUUCAAAGAGAAUCUGCUCUGCUGCUGU